Molecule: messenger RNA, 2305 nt
Organism: Pipistrellus kuhlii (Kuhl's pipistrelle)
Lineage: Eukaryota; Metazoa; Chordata; Mammalia; Chiroptera; Vespertilionidae
Gene: NARS2
Product: asparaginyl-tRNA synthetase 2, mitochondrial
Exons: 14
Coding region: 347-1780 (477 amino acids)
Biological process (GO): asparaginyl-tRNA aminoacylation
Cellular component (GO): mitochondrion
Molecular function (GO): ATP binding; nucleic acid binding; asparagine-tRNA ligase activity
Source: RefSeq, a predicted model, not a curated record
UGGCGUAGUGACGUGAGGCGGCGGUUGCUCGCGUUGGGCUGGGGGUCGGAGCGCAGUUUAGGAACCCCGCGGGACCGUGGGGCAUCUCGGCCGCCGGCGGCACGUGGUUUCCUUUGGGCUCGCGCCGCCGUGUUGCCCCCGCCCCGCCCCUUCGGGGAGAGGCAAAGUGGACAGGUUCUUUGGGGACCGAGCUGCAGCCCCAGAAAGGGAAGGGAGCCCCUGAGAGAGCCGGGCUGCGGCCCGGACCUGGGGAGCGGCGGAGCCGGGAGGGUCCCCGCUGGCAGAGUCUGAGUGAACCCGCUAGGAUCCCGGCUGGUGCCAAGGAGGCAGGGCCUGGCCACCCGCGAUGCUCGGGGCCCGGUGUCUGCUGCGAGCCCUGCGCUCCUGCUCCUCUGCUCCCUGCCCGAGACCCAAGCCUCCGGCCAGACUGAGCGUGCGGGACGCUCUCAGGGUCCAGAGCCCGAGUGGGGAGCGCGUUACGGUUCAGGGAUGGGUUCGUUCAGUCCGAUCCCAGAAGGAAGUCUUGUUCCUGCAUGUAAAUGAUGGUUCAUCUUUGGAAAGCCUUCAGAUUGUAGCAGAUUCAAACUUAGAAAGUAGAGAACUAGAUUUUGGUUGUUCAGUGGAAAUUCAAGGGCAGCUGGUAAAAAGUCCAUACAAAAGGCAAAAUGUGGAACUGAAGGCAGAAAAAAUUGAAGUUGUUGGAACUUGUGAUCCCAAGGAUUUCCCUUUAAAAUAUAAAGACAGACCUCCUCUGGAGUAUCUGAGACAAUUUCCUCAUCUUCGGUGUAGAACUAAUGCCCUGGGUUCUAUACUGAGAGUUCGCAGUGAGGCCACAGCUGCUAUUCAUUCUUUCUUUAAGGACAAUGGUUUUGUGCAUAUUCAUACUCCAAUAAUCACAUCCAAUGACUGUGAAGGGGCUGGAGAACUCUUUCAAGUUGAACCUUCAAGCAAAAUAAAGGUACCUGAAGAGAAUUUUUUUGAUGUUCCUGCUUUCUUAACUGUCUCGGGACAACUUCACCUAGAAGUGAUGUCAGGAGCUUUUACUCAAGUGUUUACCUUUGGCCCAACAUUUCGAGCUGAGAAUUCUCAGAGCCGGAGACACCUGUCAGAGUUUUAUAUGGUAGAAGCCGAGAUCUCUUUUGUUGAGAGCCUUCAAGAUAUCAUGCAGGUCAUGGAGGGGCUCUUCAAGUCCGUCACAGCGAUGGUUCUCGCCAGCUGUCCCGAGGAUGUUGCGCUCUGCCACAAAUUCAUUGCUCCUGGCCAAAAGGACAGAUUAGAACAUAUGUUAAAAAACAACUUUUUAACCAUUUCUUAUACGGAAGCCAUGGAGAUCUUAAAACAGGCGUCCCAGAACUUCACCUUCACCCCAGAGUGGGGUGUUGAUCUGUAUACUGAACAUGAAAAAUACCUGGUGGAGCACUGUGGCAACAUACCAGUCUUUGUCAUUAAUUAUCCAUUAUCACUGAAGCCUUUCUACAUGAGAGACAAUGAAGAUGGGCCUCAGCACACAGUUGCUGCUGUUGACCUUCUGGUUCCUGGAGUUGGAGAGCUCUUUGGAGGAAGCCUCCGAGAGGAGCGGUAUCAUUUCUUAGAGCAGCGGCUGGCCAGAUCCGGACUGACAGAAGCCUACCAAUGGUAUCUGGACCUCCGUCGAUUUGGAUCUGUGCCACAUGGAGGUUUUGGGAUGGGAUUUGAACGCUACCUGCAGUGCAUCUUGGGAAUUGACAAUAUCAAAGAUGUCAUCCCUUUUCCAAGAUUUACCCAUUCAUGUAUUUUGUAACUGGAAAACUGGUUAAGGGAAAUCAUGCAAGCCAGAGGUGCUCCACAUGCAUGUGCCUACAAGAAAACAUAUGUUUGGAUUUUAGAAGGGCAGAAGUUUUCAAAAUGUGCUUGUCAUACCAUAGCAUAUAACAUGAAAAAUAAGUGAUCAUGAUUUUCUUACAAAAUUGAGACAUUUCAUGGAAAGAUGAACUCUCCCAAGAAGAAGUACUUAUAGCCUAUAGAUGUCUAAUCAAUUAUGUCAAUUAAGAAGAAAUGAAGAAAUUGAACUAGAUGGUUCCAAAGGUCCUUUCAGACUCUAAAAAGAGGAUGAGAUAGUGUACUUUGUCUUUAAUGAUUAGCUCACUGCUUUGUGUGACCUUUGAGAAACAACUAGCAACUAAAAAUAAAAUGUUGUUGGACCUUUUCUUUUCUUACCAUUUAACCUAUGACAAAUGCCCAUGUUAUUCUCUGUGUUUUACUAAGCAUUAUAGAAGAAAAUAUUCCUUUGGGUUUUAAGUUAAUAAACUGCUAUUCUGAAUUGAAA